AUGGCUAGAUCCUUAUCUGAACACUUUGAUUCUAUCACGAGUGAUAGUAUCGACCCUCUUCUAUCUGAUUGCUGCUUCUCUAUCCCACCCUCCUCGGUUCCUGAAAGCCAGUCUACCGCGCCUAUUACUACCGAGCCCCCACCGAUCCUUGAACGCGUCGGACCUAAGAGAAACUAUAUCCUAUGGACCGAUAUGAAUAAGGCUAUAUACAUCCAAUGGUGGCUUACAACAACAUAUGGGCAGAAACCACGAGCGGAACAUCCCCGGUGGGAUAAAAGGGGCUUAAUAUCCGAGGUUUGGACACACUUUGAACAGGGCGCAGAGAUCUCUACUGGUAGACCAUGCAUUACCUGUAAGGACUGUGGCCAGAUCUACGCGCAUAGUCCUAAAAAUGGGACGAAUAUUAUGACAAGGCAUAGAGAAAGAUGCCUACCAAAGGGUAAGCUGAAACAGAGAAAUAUCCAGGCGGCUAUCCGUACCCAGGCUCUAUGCGCUCCCCCGCCCGACGUAUGGGAUGAAAACGAUUGGAAGAAGCAGCUUUUGGUCACAAUCACUAGCCUUCGUCUACCAUUCCAGAUCAUCGAAAACCAGCACUUUCGAGACCUUUUACGCUUGACCCAACAAGCCCCUUCCCUCCCUAUUAUCCAAACGGGUAAAACCCUUGCUCGUCAGCUUCAAAGCACCGUCCAAAUCCAACAGCAAGGCAUACUAAAUAUGCUUCCGUCAGACGCAAAGCUAUCACUUGCACUUGACUGCUGGACGUCGCCCUUUCAUCAGGCGUUUAUGGCUAUCACUGGGUAUUUCCUUGAUAAACAGUGGGAAUAUAGGCAGAUCCUACUCGGUUUCGAACCCCUCGAGGGUACACAUACUGGGGAGAACCUUGCUUUAGCCCUAUGUGCUGUUAUUGACAGACAUGGGAUUAAAGAUCAGAUUCUGGCUAUCACCACUGAUAAUGCGUCAAACAAUAAGACAAUGUUUGAUAAGGUCCAACGGAUCUAUCCAGACAUCUCUAUUGUUCAUAUUCCGUGUAUGGCGCAUGUGAUUCAGCUUAGCCUUAAUGAGCUCCUACAUCGGAUCAAAGCAAAGCCAAAGAACGACACAGUGAAUAUAGUGUGGACCGAUGAGCUACAGAAGGCUUCUACCCAGCGAGGACAGAAAGGGGAUAUUGCAAACACCCUCGAUAGGGUACGCCGGCUUGCAAUAUAUAUUAACGGAAGCCCACAAAGGCGUGCGGAAUUCCUUAGGCUUCAAUCGAUGGAACCUAGUCAAUUGGUCCCAAUUCAGGACGUCCGAACACGGUGGAAUUCCACCUAUCUGAUGUUACAAAGAGCUAAACGACUACAGCCAUACUUUAAUAGGUACUGCCAUAUUGAGUGCCUAGACAACCUGAAGCUUGAUUCCGAGGAAUGGCGACAGGUUGACUAUCUUCUUUGCCUCACAAGACCAUUCUUCCUAUACACAAGCACAUUCUCAAAGACAAAAGACGUGACUAUCCAUCAGGUGUUUAAGCUUUACAAUAAGCUAUUUAAACACCUCGAGGCGUCAAUCAGUCAGCUCAAAAAGAAGAAGAUUAAAUGGAAGCAACAGAUGCUUGUCGCUCUUGAAGCAGGCCUACAGAAGCUCCGUGAGUACUACGCAAAGACCGAUCAGCCUGAGGCUGGUAAUGUGUAUGCGCAUAGCACUAUCCUCGCACCAAAGGAUAAGUUACAGUACUUCAAACGCAAGGAAUGGUCUGGUGGGCCAGAGGGCUCUACUCAGACAUGGGCCGAACACUAUCACAGCACCCUUCAAGAUCGGAUUAAAGCUUAUCAAUUCGAAGAGAAUAACACCCUUCUAUCUAAAGCUUAUACACAAGGGUCGGAACUUGAUCGGUUACUCGAAGAUGAAGGUGAAUCUAACCUAGACCGGGAUGAACUCGCACGGUAUCUUCAAGCCGGUGUUAUACGCACUACCCCUCAGGCCUUCUGGAGAGACCAUCAAUUUGAAUAUCCUACCCUCGCACGGGUAGCCCGCGAUAUCUUCUCUAUUCCCGCUACUGGUGCGGGGGUAGAGAGGCUAUUUAAUUCAGCCCGCGAUGUUUGUCAUUAUCGCCGAGGUCGUCUGAACUCAACAACUAUCCAGGAUCUAAUGAUGUUCUCUUGCCUUACUCAAUUUGAGAUAGAAGAUGAACAGCUUGAACUAGCUCGGGCUCUAGAGAUCCCUGAAGAAGGUGAAAAUGAGAAGAUUUCACCUUCGUUAGAAGGGAUUGAUCCAAUCAGCGAUACUGAGGAAGGUGACGAUGAAGUGAGGCUAUCUGUGAGGGCAGGGAAGAGACGAAAGAGUGUUUUGUCUGAUCAUGAAAGUGAGCAAAGUGAUGAUGAUAAUAGUGGUUUACCCUUAAUGAGCCAAGUACGGCAUUCUGGAAGGGUAAGGAAGGCGCCGAGGAUACAUGAAGGGUUCGAAAUUAGUAAAUAG
This is a messenger RNA of Penicillium maclennaniae, 2454 nucleotides long. RefSeq lists its product as uncharacterized. Lineage: Eukaryota; Fungi; Ascomycota; Eurotiomycetes; Eurotiales; Aspergillaceae. The transcript is spliced from 4 exons. The coding region runs from base 1 to 2454 and encodes 817 amino acids. Gene Ontology annotation, molecular function: protein dimerization activity. The record is from RefSeq and is a predicted model, not a curated record.